ACACCUGGGACAGGUAAGGGCUGGGCCUGGUUGUGGGGUGGACUGAUGGGCAGCGCGGAGCCGAUAGAGCGGCGCGGAUGUCGCGAUAUGCGGCCGCGAUAGGCGGGGAAGGGAGAGAAACACGGAACCCGGACCUCCCGCCCGCCAGGGGGCGCCCGAACGCCGAGCCGGCAGCACGGCGAUGAAGCACUUCCGGCGCGGCCUUGAUCCACUUCCGGCGCGGCGACUAAAACUUCCGGCGCGCCGCUGACGUCACAGGCAGCAUGGCGGCGGCGGCGGAGAAGGCGCAGCGCUACGAGGCGUUCGUCAGCGACGUCCUGCAGCGCGACCUGAGGCGCGUGCAGGAGCAGCGCGAGGCCGUGUUCGAGCAGCAGGCGCAGGUGCUGCAGCUCCGCUCCGCCCUCGCGCGCCUCCAGGACGCCGCCGGCCCCCUGCACACCCAGGUGGAUCUUGGCUGCAAUUUCUUCGUCAACGCCGAAGUCCCGGACCCCCAGCGCGUGUUCGUGGCUCUGGGUUUCGGGUUCUUCGCGGAGCUGACGCUGCCCGAGGCCCUUCGGCACCUGGAGCGCCGCAGUUCCCUCCUGCAGAGGCUCAGCGAUUCCCUGACGCGCGACGGGGCCAAGAUCCGCGCUCACAUCCGAUUGGUGCUGGAGGGCCUGCGGGAGCUGCAGGGGCUGCAGGACCCCCCCGACACCUGAGGGCCCCGCACACCUGGAGUAAAGCCGGAGUAAAGCGGAUUUUAUAUCGA
Molecule: messenger RNA, 748 nt
Organism: Catharus ustulatus (Swainson's thrush)
Lineage: Eukaryota; Metazoa; Chordata; Aves; Passeriformes; Turdidae
Gene: UXT
Product: ubiquitously expressed prefoldin like chaperone
Exons: 6
Coding region: 264-698 (144 amino acids)
Biological process (GO): negative regulation of transcription by RNA polymerase II
Molecular function (GO): transcription corepressor activity
Source: RefSeq, a predicted model, not a curated record